UAUUUUUCGCCGUAAAAAUUGGGCACAUUUUCUUCAGAAAUAUUCAUUUAAUUAUUUAUUGCCUUGAAUGAAGUUUCAUGUAUAAUAUGUUUUUCGAAAAUGUUACCGUUGAAUAUGGAAUUCAAGGAUAAUUAUAGUUUACCUCCAUGUGAGUGCGGUGUUUUCUUGGUACCCCUUCGUGCUAGACACAGAAAUGGAAACCUUGUCCCUGGAGGGGUGAACUUUCAUUAGCUCUGUGUAGUUGGCUGACAUCAUGUGUUACAUGUAAUAAUUGUUCUUUUAUAUUCAUCUUAUUCCAAUUUUUGAGGAAAAGCCUUAUGAGAAUGGUUACAAACUACAAAUCUUUAGUAGUAUCUGCUCCUGCCAAGGUGAUUUUACAUGGAGAGCAUGCUGUUGUUUAUGGGAAGGCCUCUUUGGCUGCUAGUGUUGAUCUCAGAACAAACUUGACCUGGGAAAGAUUGGAUGGUAGUAGAGUAGAUUUGGAUUUUCAAGAUCUUGAAUGUUUUAUGUCAUGGAGUAUUGAGGAGAUUAAGAAUAUACAAUUGUCACCAGAUGUUGACAUGGACACUUUCAAAGCAUUUCUUGGCUCAUCAGAUGUUUCUCCAGUUGCCUUAAUGGCUAUACGCACAUUCAUUUACCUUUAUCAAUCUAUUUAUGGUCAAAUGCAAAGUUUUGUUCCUGGUAAAUUUAAUUUAAAAUCAGAAGUUCCUGUUGGAGCUGGACUUGGAUCCUCUGCUGCAUACUGUACAGUGCUUGCUACAACAAUGCUUAUCACCUCUGGCAUUCUUGAACCUUCAGCAAUUAUGAUGCCUAUGCAGGAUUGCUGUGCAAAUGAAUGCCUUAAAACAAUCAGUGAUUGGGCAUACAAGGCCGAGACAAUAAUACAUGGAAAACCAUCAGGAAUUGAUAACACUGUCAGUACAUUUGGAGGAUUUCUGCAGUUUCAGGCUGGAAAAUUGGAAAAUAUAAACAGUAGUGUUCCUGAGUUGCGCAUUCUUGUCGUCAAUACAAAUAUACCACGUAGCACAAAAGCUAUGGUUACUGGGUUACGUGAACGUUUUGAUGAGAUGCCAGUCAUGUUUGAGCAUCUCUUUAGCGCUAUACACGAAAUAACCUUAGAAUGUAGAAGAGUUUUGGAGCUUUGGGGGUCGCAGGAAGGUGCGAUGGAUCGUGGAUAUUUUAACAAACUGGAGAAACUACUUGAUUUAAACCAGGAUAUUUUGCGAACGAUUGGUGUGAGUCAUCCAGUGAUAGACAAAAUUUGCGAAAAAACCUUAUCAUGUGGUUUGCAUUCAAAAUUAACUGGGGCUGGAGGUGGAGGUUGUGUUAUCUCGUUGUUAAAAUAUAAUGUGGAUGACAACGAGUUGGAGAAACUUAUCAACGAAUUACAACAUCUUGGAUGCCGUUCCUGGAAAACGAAGCUAGGUUGUAAAGGUAUUGUCGUGAAAGAUUGGAUCGUGGAUGGCGAAGGAUGUUGAAGGAUAUUAUUGAUGAUGUUAAAGGAUGUCGUGAAAAGUUGGAUUGUAUAAUGUUGAAAACACUGUAUAAUAUAAUUCCUUGGCUAUACUCCUUUGUCUACGCCACUCCUUUACCUCACUAGGUAUAUAUUAAUUGUGAAUUCACUGAUUUCAUUUGGCCGGUCAUUUCAAACUAAAUCACCUAGACUGUA
Xenia sp. Carnegie-2017 is the source of this 1669-nucleotide messenger RNA. Its product is annotated as mevalonate kinase-like. Gene Ontology annotation, biological process: cholesterol biosynthetic process; isoprenoid biosynthetic process. Lineage: Eukaryota; Metazoa; Cnidaria; Anthozoa; Malacalcyonacea; Xeniidae. The coding region runs from base 318 to 1478 and encodes 386 amino acids. Gene Ontology annotation, cellular component: cytoplasm. The transcript is spliced from 9 exons. Gene Ontology annotation, molecular function: mevalonate kinase activity; ATP binding. The record is from RefSeq and is a predicted model, not a curated record.